UUUUAUUCAUUCGUUCUUUCCAACGACAGCGUUUUGCUGCGUACGUAACAUUUACGCUUUGUAUACCACAUUUGAGCACCUGUGUCGGUAGAUGCGGCGUUUUUUGCCCCUCUUUAUGGUAAGCUAAUGUGGAUUUUCAACUUUGACUGUGACUUUUUUUUUGCGUGGGAUCGAUGAUCUAGUUUUUUAAGGAUCCAGUGGAAAAUUAAGCAUUAUAAAAUUCAUAACGCAUAAUUUUACCAACGUAUUUUUUGUUCUUCCAUUUGAUGGAUACAUUUACUGAAUUUUAUUUUACACGCACUCACAUGACAAUUCGAUUUAUGAUCAAAAAUCGGCCCACGCAACUCAUUAUUCAAAUCAAACAGACAGUCCGAGCGUUUUUUUUUUUUUUUUUUAUAACCCUUCAUCUAUCGCUUCCGCCACUUCACGCUCAUAAAUAAUCAUAGCGAGCAAAUCAUACGAGAAAAAAAACUUAUUCAAUUACUAACAACAUGUUUUUUUUUUCUUUUUCUUUUUUUUUUUUAAAUUUCCAGAAGUCGAAAACAGGCGCGACGACAACUACUGCAUCGGCCACGGUGCAACGUCCUGCUGCUAUAGUUAUGCUGCAUCGGUCGGUCUAGUGAGUGCGAAAGAUAAGAGAAGAAGGAAAAAAGGCUCGGUUCUCUCGGUAUAUCGUGCAACAUUAAAAAGUGCCACUAUAGGAGUAAAAAACGCGUUGUAAAAAUUAAAGGGAAAAAAAGUGUCGGAGGAAAAAAUAAACAUUUCUCUGUCGCGACAUUGGUAAAUCGCGAGUGUGCAGGCAGUGCAGGCACCAAAACGAGGAGAGGUAGAAGAGAAGGAGGAAAGAAUAAAGAUCAGCGAGCUGUCUUACGCAACAGGAGGAGGGACAAGAUGAUGGAGACACAAAAUUACUGGGAGGACAACUCCACGCACUCCAUGCCAAUGAAAUACGAGAGUCUGGACGGAAGAUCCUGCAAGGACGAGAUCUACAGGAUGGGCCUUGGAUCGGGCUACUGCGAGGGGAACCUGAAUUUCGCAACCGCUUCCGAGGACGACGAGGUCUACCCGAAAAAGAAAGUCUCGAGGGUGAGUCAAGAUCCAAUGUCCCACAGGAUAAUCGAGAAGCGCAGGAGGGACCGGAUGAACAACUGUCUGGCCGACCUGAGUCGACUCAUUCCGGCCGAGUACCUUAAAAAGGGCCGGGGCAGGGUCGAAAAGACCGAAAUCAUCGAGAUGGCCAUCCGUCACAUGAAGUACCUCCAAAACCUCAGACAAGACUCAAAACACCACACUCCGGUGACGUCGGUCCACCACAACCAUCACGCCGAGGACAGCGUGGACAGCAGCGUGAGCCACCCAUCGCCUCCGUCCUCCUCGUCGUCGUCCUCGAGCGUGAGCGCCGCCGAGUACUACAAGCUCGGCUACCAAGACUGCCUUGGCGAGGCGAUGCACUUUCUCGUCGAGGUCGAGGGCUUUUUCGCUCGCGACAACCUCGUCGUCCAGUUGAUCGAACACCUCAAGAAGCACUGCAACAAAGUCCUCGCCACCAACGACAGACUGGGCUUCCCGCACCCUAUGGACCUGGCGUCGGGGACCGGCACCGGCUGCUCCAGCGAGAUUACCUUCAACCACACAAACGGCAACGUCCCUCUGAUGUGUCCAUCCAACAACGGCCUCGACCUCCUAUCCGCCACCGCCACCAAUGCCCACAACACCAUCAUCAAUACCACCACCAACAACAUCGGCAGCCAUAUUUUGAACCUGCAGCACCCACACCCGCUGCGGACCGGCAGCAGCACCAGUCCGGACCAGUGCUCGAGUUCGGGUGUCUCCUCGUACGACUCGAGCGAGUCCAAGUCCUCCCAGAGGGCCCUCGUACCUCCGCCGGUUCUGACGAGUGACGACAGCAACCACAGCAAUCACUCGCACGCCAGUGGCAGCUACUCCGUGACGAUGCCGGUCCACCACCACCACUCGGACGUGGAAAAUGGGCUGUUGCACCAUCACCAGCAGCAGCAGUCGUCGACGUACAAGUUCAAGAACUCGAUAAAGCAAAGGUUCUCGGCCGACCAGAGGAUCAAGAGCUCGUGUUCGCCGCCACCCCGCCACGACAGCCCGACUCGCAGUGGCCAGCCCCAUGUCUCCCAGCAGCAGCAGCAGCAGGGUGUGCCGGUGUUCGCGCUCCACGACAACGGCGGCUUCUACGUCCCGCUGACCCUCGAGGCCUCCCUGCUGAGGCCCCACCUUGGCGUGGGCUCCGACCUCGGGCCCGAGACGGUCCUCCACCCGAUCACCAUAUCCGUCAACUUCAACAACUCGAGUCAACAGCAGGUGGCGCCCUCGUGGUCGGCACAGCCGAGCCCGGCCCAUCAUCAGGUCCAGUAGUGCGAGUCGGGUUGCGGUCGGACGCCACCGGCCGGCUUUUUGUUUUUCUUCUUCCUUUGGUUUUCACUCAACUUUUUCGGACGGAGACGCGCCUGCUUUCACGUGUUUGUUUUUUUAAUCUCGAGGAUUAAACAUUUUUCAAUGAAAUCUUCAAGAAUCAUCAUUAUCGGUGGCGA
Molecule: messenger RNA, 2561 nt
Organism: Copidosoma floridanum
Lineage: Eukaryota; Metazoa; Arthropoda; Insecta; Hymenoptera; Encyrtidae
Gene: cwo
Product: transcription factor cwo
Biological process (GO): regulation of DNA-templated transcription
Molecular function (GO): DNA binding; protein dimerization activity
Source: RefSeq, a predicted model, not a curated record